AUGACCCAGACGGUCAACGAAAGGGAGGAUCCCCUUAAUCUGGGCAGCGGCGGCGGUUGGGCAUCUUCUAUCCCAUUGCGCAACUGGUCCUCUUACCAUCGAAGGCAGAGGGGUGCACCAAUGUCCAAGCAGCGGUACCGUGAUGGCCCCAAAGCUGAGUAUGAGGCUCCCAGGAAACAACCCAAGCAGCAGCGCAUCCCUGACCCUUGGUUCCAUCCACCCAGUCGGCCCUAUUGGGCCCUGUACUCCAACUGGGAGCGAUAUGGAGGGCCCUGGCGCCCACCCCUCAUAGCAUUCCAGAGUCCCCUGUGUCCAGCGCAGAUGAUCCGGGCAUAUGGUCUGCACCCGCUCUGUCUUUGUUGCUGCUCCUGCUGGAGCGGGCACUGGAAUCCCGGAUGGGAGAGACCUCCGGUUAGAAAGAAACGAUGGGGCCGCAGGGGUCGUGGCUUGCGCCGCCAACCUCGUCGCUCCUUCCGGAGGAACCCACCAAUAGACAUGAGCAAGCUGCUGCGCCCUGUCAACCUGUGUGGGUGGCGGGCUCCUGGGAUGAGAGCACCACGGAACACCACCCAGUUCAUCAUGAACCAGGUCUAUGAAGACAUGAGGCAGCAAGAAAAGUUGGAGCGUCAGCAAGCGGAUUUGAGGGCACAGCAAGCCCAGGCUGGUGGCAUCUCCCUGGGAGGCUCCACGACCAAUGAUGCGCCCCACAGGGGCGUCGAAGAAGACCCGCAGUUGCCGGAAGAUCUGUAUGGCUUCAUGCAGGAUACAUCUCUAACCUUUAGUCCUGCUCAAGUGCAGCAAAACCAGUCUCCCCCUCCAGGACUGGUAGAGGAAGAGGAGAAAAAUGAUGAGUGUGAAGAGGAGGCUUGUGAUGAAAAGGAGGAGAGCGAGGAGGAGGAGGACAGAGAGAUGGAGGAAGAUGUGGAUCAGGAGGAGGUUGAAGAUAAUGACAAUGGGGAGGAAGGGGAAGAGGACCAAGAAGAGGAUGUGUUGGAAGAGGCAGCGCUGGAGGAGGGAGAACAGAAAGAGGAAGACAAAUUCUUGCCUCUGGGAAUGCCUUUGUCCAUCUUAGUAGGGGAUGAAGAAGAGAGAGACAACUUUAUAAACUAUGAUUACUUAAGCCAAGAACAAAUCAUUCCCAAUGUGCCAGAGGCAGGUCUGUUUAUGGUCCCGGACGGACAUUAG
Messenger RNA from Acomys russatus (golden spiny mouse), 1185 nucleotides. RefSeq names its product coiled-coil glutamate rich protein 1 (gene Ccer1). NCBI's taxonomy places the organism in Eukaryota, Metazoa, Chordata, Mammalia, Rodentia, Muridae. The transcript has a single exon. The coding region runs from base 1 to 1185 and encodes 394 amino acids. The record is from RefSeq and is a predicted model, not a curated record.